Molecule: messenger RNA, 808 nt
Organism: Selaginella moellendorffii
Lineage: Eukaryota; Viridiplantae; Streptophyta; Lycopodiopsida; Selaginellales; Selaginellaceae
Exons: 1
Coding region: 21-725 (234 amino acids)
Source: RefSeq, a predicted model, not a curated record
UGCUUGAUGAUGCAAGAAACAUGAACUUAGAUGAUGCGAUAUCAAAGUUCAUUUUCUUGAAUGCUAUACCAUUUAAUGUUGUGAAAAGCUCAUAUUUUCAUGCGAUGAUCGCAGCCGCUUGUAGUGCUAGACCUAGUGCUGCAUCGAGGAUUCUUGGUUACAAGAAGCUUCGUACUACUCAACUCACUCGUCACUAUACUUUAAUCAAGGAGAAGUUAGCUCCCUUUCGUGAUGGAUGGGCUCGGUUUGGAUGUACAAUAGUGACUGAUGGAUGGUCUGAUAUAAAGAGUAGAUCAUUCAUAAAUUUCAUGGUUACCUCUAUCCAUGGCUCAAUAUUUUGGCAGGGUAUUGACACCAAAGGAGAAGAGAAGAUUGGUCUUUGGCUUUGGGAGCAACUUAGACCCAUCAUUUUGGAUGUUGGUGUUGAAAAUGUUGUUCAAGUCAUCACUGAUAAUGCUUCGAAUUGUGUAUCGAUGGGGGAACAUAUGAGAGAAGAAUUCCCCUUUAUCUUACACAAUCGAUGCGUGUGCCAUGUUUUGGACUUAUUAUUGGAGGAUAUUGGGAAGUUUGAUUGGGUGUCUAAGAUCGUAAAUGACUGUGAGAAGAUCGUGAAGUUCAUAACUGAGAAGCCGAUGUUACUUGCUUUAUUUCGAAAGUUCUGCUCUAGAGAACUCAUGAAGCUUGCGAAGACUCGAUUCGCUUACAUCUUUCUUAUGGUCAGCUAGCUCCAGCAUGAAGAUGUUUUCCCGUGCCUUCGACGAUUCAUAGUGAGUGCAGAAUUUGAAUCGUCGAAGUGGUAUAACACAAA